AUGGGUGAUGCCGGCUUUUUCAAGUCCUCUGUCUUGGCACAUUUCCUUGCUGCUGAUCAAGACAGCCGUUUCAGCAACAAGGAAAAGAAACUUCUCAAGUCUAUGAGUUUUCCUCCAGAGUUUGAUCAAAAGGUGAACAUGAAAAAGGUCAAACUCGAUGUUAUCAAGCCAUGGAUGACCCAGCGUAUUACCGAGUUACUUGGUGUUGAGGAUGAACUUGUGAUCGAUUUUGCGUUUGGAUUAUUGGAAGAAAAGGAUCCCGAUCCAAAGCUGAUGCAAAUCAACCUCACCGGUUUCUUGGAAAAGAACACGCAGCAAUUUAUUCUGGAAUUGUGGAAGCUCUUACUCAGUGCACAAGAUUCUGUCAGUGGUAUCCCUAAGCAGUUCUUGGAACAAAAGAAACAAGAGAUUCUCAAGAAUCAGCAACAACAAACCGAGUUAAAGGCGCGUCAAGAUGCAGUGAUGGAUGCUAUUCGUCGUCGAAAAGAAGCUGAGAAAGAUGAUUAUCGUGGUGGUGGACGACGAUCAAGAUUUGAUCAGCCACGUCGACGAUCUCCAUCACCUCGCCGAUACCGUUCUCGAUCACGAUCACCUUCACGCAAAUAUCAUCGCAGCGACAGAUACCGUAGCAGCCGUCGUUAUGAUGAUGACAAUGUUGAUGACAGGAGUUCGCGACGACGUCGUAGCCGGAGCCGUGAUCGUAGCCCUCGUCGACAUUAUCGUAAAAGCAGCCAUGAGAGGAGGAGACGUAGUCCCAGUACACCACGAAGACGACAUGAUUCAAUCUCGCCCACAAGACGUAGUCCAUCGCCACCAUCAAGAAGAAGAAAUGCAUCACGUGAAAAAGAAAAUUCGCCUACUCCUCCACAACGCACAUCCAAAUGGGACACUGAUGAACAUGAUGAUCCGCGUAAGAAAACAGCUGAGCUACGAGAACAAGCAUUAGCAUCGCUAAUGAAACGGCGUGAGGCAUCUGAAGGACAAGAAUAG
This is a messenger RNA of Lichtheimia ornata, 990 nucleotides long. RefSeq lists its product as uncharacterized. Gene Ontology annotation, cellular component: spliceosomal complex. The record is from RefSeq and is a predicted model, not a curated record. Lineage: Eukaryota; Fungi; Mucoromycota; Mucoromycetes; Mucorales; Lichtheimiaceae. Gene Ontology annotation, molecular function: RNA binding. Bases 1 to 990 code for a protein of 329 amino acids. Gene Ontology annotation, biological process: regulation of mRNA splicing, via spliceosome; mRNA processing. The transcript has 7 exons.